Molecule: messenger RNA, 969 nt
Organism: Mercenaria mercenaria
Lineage: Eukaryota; Metazoa; Mollusca; Bivalvia; Venerida; Veneridae
Product: small nuclear ribonucleoprotein Sm D2
Exons: 3
Coding region: 132-491 (119 amino acids)
Biological process (GO): RNA splicing; spliceosomal snRNP assembly
Cellular component (GO): precatalytic spliceosome; U2 snRNP; U1 snRNP
Molecular function (GO): RNA binding
Source: RefSeq, a predicted model, not a curated record
UACCUAUCAUAUAUGGGAUAUUUCGCAGAACGUUAUAUUUACAACACCGUUAAAUCGCUUUGUUUACGUUUUCAGCGCCUAGCUUAAUUUUUGGGAGCCGAUAAAAAUCGGUUUACAUCACACUACUUACGAUGGCAAGUUUAAUGGCCAAGCCAAAGAGUGAGAUGACUCCAGAGGAGUUGUCACAGAGAGAACAGGAGGAGUUUAAUACAGGACCUUUGUCUGUACUGACACAGUCUGUGAAAAACAACACACAGGUCCUCAUCAAUUGUAGAAACAACAAAAAAUUACUUGGCAGGGUGAAAGCUUUUGACAGGCAUUGCAAUAUGGUGUUAGAGAAUGUGAAAGAGAUGUGGACAGAAGUACCUAAGACUGGAAAGGGAAAGAAGAAGUCCAAACCAGUGAACAAAGACAGAUUCAUCUCCAAAAUGUUCCUCCGUGGCGACUCUGUUAUUCUUGUCCUCAGAAAUCCACUUGCCACUGCUAAGUGAAGAAAUUAAGACUCUACAUGUUGUGGUUCAGUUUUUAAUCUAAAGGGAUAACGAAGAACUGGAAAACUUUGAAAGGGAUGUCACAUUAUAUGUUGUAAACUUAAGAAACUUAAGAAACAAAACAAAGGCUUGAUAGUGAUUCAAAUAGUUAAUGAACAACAGGAAAAGAAAUGUAGCUUUUUUCAGCAUUAAAAUUCAGUAAUGAAAAUUAACUAUUAAAUGGAUGUAAAAAUUAGUUCUUUUUUAAAGGUAAUUUCAAUCUGAAAGUAAAGGAUAUUUAAAAGAAACAAAUCCAUUUCUGUGAGCUUAUUAUCAGCAUGUCAGGUGAUUUUUACUGCAGACAAGCUAGAAUUGAAGUGUCUGGCAUCCAGAAAUGCUAAAAAGAAUGCUAAAAAGCAAAUCAUGUUAACUCAUUCCUCGUUUUUUUUUUAUCACAAAUCAUUAAGAUGUAAAUAAAUUGUCAUUGUAACAGUGUUAA